GGCAGUGAUCCCCCCCCCCCGCACCCCAGCCAAAGAGGGCUCCGGCCACUGCUGACUGGUUAUCCCCUCCCGUCUCAGCCCCACACCGGCCCCCGCCCCAGCUUCGGGGGUGAAGGAAGCGCGCCCGACCCAGGCGUGCCGGACCAUGAUCUGAGGGCGGGAGAGCUGAAAGUUGGGGGAGAUGAGCAACGCAGACUUCACAAAACCACCACUAGCACCAAAACCAAAGAUUAUCAGUCAUCUUUCUUCCGUGGCUGUCUCCAAAUUUCCUCCUUCAUUGUCAAGGCCUGAUAUUAUUCAUAAUCCAAACUCUAUGUCUAGGGGUCCAAAACCACCCAUUGCUCCCAAGCCAAAACUCUCAGCUGACACCGAGGGGAGAUCCAGUGUUUAUACCAACAAUAACUUAAAUAAAGUCACAAAUGGAAAACUGAUAUGUCCCGAUGGAGAGCUGUAUGAAGGAAAUCAGUGCAACAUUGAGUGCUCGGAAUCUGAGGCUGGUGAUGAAUACAUCGUAGUUCCUGAAGCUCAGCUGACUGAUAAAGACUGUGAUGACUUUGAACAUGCGCACGACCAGUGUUUAGAGUCAUCUGCAGAGAAUGAGGUCUUAGAAACUGCAGACGCAUCAGGGGAGGAAGAGGAUCAUAGCAUAGCUAAUGACGAGGAGAUCUGUAAUCCAGAAAUAACUGAAACCGAGGACAAUGAUUCUUCAGAUGCUGUGGAACCAGACUCAGCUGGAGCAACAGAAAUGAGAGACUGUGACAGGUCUGAAGCACUUAGUCAAGUGUCUUCAGGAGCCCUUGAAGUAGAAGAUGUUGCUCCUAAGAAUAUGGAUGAAGACGUGGACUGUGUAGAUGACCCCAAAAACUAUUUCAAAGGUGAGGCUGAGGAAACAUUUAAUAACCUCGAUCUGGUAAAGGACAAUAAUGAGUAUAACCUGGAAAACUGUAAGAUUUUGAAUGGAGAUGAGGAUUUGAAGGGCAAUAUCUGUGAAGACAUUAUUCUAACACAUUUACCUGUAGAUGAUGAGCCAACACCAGAAGAGAAUGAUGAACUGCCACAAACUUUAGAAGAUGAGUUAUCAAACAAUGACACAGAAGUGAGUCCACCAAACAAUGGUGACCUGGAUGAUAAUGCAGAGUUUGUAUUAAGUACAGAAACGGAAUUAGUAAAUUAUGGUUGUGCAAAUCCUGAUAUAAUUCCUGAUGAUGUUGAUGAAGAAGAAACAGACAUUGGGUUAGGACUGAAAGAAAAUGAACCUGAUGCAGAAGAGGAUUUGGGAGGUUCUUUCAGUGAAGCUGCUGCUGAAGAAGAAAAAGUAAGUCCAGAUAGUGACAAAGAAACAAAUGUGGAAAGGGAAGACUAUAUAGAUGAUGGGUACCAAACCAUUGAGAUGAAGAGUGAGGAGGAAACAUCAGAGACAACAUGUGAGGCUAGAGAAGACUCUGAAAAAGAGGAAGAAGUGGUGAAAGCAGAGAAUAUAGAUGAUAGUUGUCAAAUUGUUCCUUUUGAGAGUGAAUACAAUGAAGAUGUCACUGAAUCACCCCAAGAAAACUUAGAUGAGAAUUUGCAACUGGAAAGGACUUUUUUGAGUAAAGAUAGCCAGCUCUCCAGCCCUCAAACUGUUAGUGAGCCAGAGCUGGAAGUGGAAUCUAAACCAAAUGUGUUUGUUGAAGAUUGUGGUGACAAUGAAUGUGUCUUGGAAGAAUCUGAAUCAGAUGAGCAAGUUCUUGAAGGCAAUAAGGUCAGUCAUAGUAGUUUUGAAGAAAGUUCCCCAAAUCCACCUGAACAAGCAUCGGUUGAGGAUAAAUACCAUACAGCAGAAGAUUUAGCUAGAUGUAAUCAAAGCAAAUAUAAAGCAGACUGUGCUAGCGAACAUGAGUCUAGUGAGUAUUUAGCAGUCCCUGAAGUGGUUGUUGUACCUGAGGAAGGAGAAACAACCAGUGAUUCUCUAGAUGAUCCUUAUGUGAUGCCCUCAGAGAAUGCAACCCCUCAUGUUAGAGAAGUGGUGCCGACUGAAUUAGAAGAUAUUCCAUGUGAUUACAGCAUAAGAGAAGAACUAAUUGUAGACACUGAAAACAACCUGCUAUCCAUUGAUCGAAAAAGUAUAGUCACUAGAACAAGGUCACUCUCUGGGAAAGUGCCUGGCUAUGUGCCAGAAACUGUUCCAGAAGAAACUGGACCAGAAACGGAAGUACAGUCCUCAAAUGAUGACUCUCUGACUGAAUAUUUAACCAAUAACGUACCGCUAUUGGAAGGAAAACCAAUGGAAGUCAAUAGGGCCUUACCAGCCACGUCAAGACGCUUUAUUUUAUACCCACGGUCUUACUCGGUAGAAGGGAGAGAUAUACCAGUCUCUGUUUACAGAGAAACCGAUGGCUCUACAUUGGAUGACAAUAGAAUAAAGAGAACAGAAGACAACCUCUUUUUGCCCUGUGUAAUUGGUUCUUCAGGUAGCUUUUCACAGAGGAAUCACCUUUCAUCAAGUGGUGUGUCCACCCCAUCCUCAGUUGUUGAUAUACCACCUCCUUUUGAACUAGCCUGUAUCACCAAAAAGCCAAUCACUAAAAGUUCCCCCUCACUUUUAAUAGAGAACGAAUCUCCUGAUAAGUACACUAAGAAAAAGAAAUCAUCUUUUAAGAGGUUUCUCACCCUAAAAUUCAAGAAGAAGACAGAAAAUAAGGUCCAUGUAGAUGUUAAUGUUUCCUCUUCAAGGUCCUCUUCAGAGUCUAGCUAUCAUGGGACUUCUAGGAUUAUGGAACUGGAUAGAAGGAGCUUGAGUAGUUCACCUCAGCUAAAGUCCCAUACUGGGAAGCUGCGAGCUUCUGAGUCUCCCUCUACUGUUCUUUUCUACAAGGAUGGUAAAAGAAAAGGAAUACCCAAAACCUUUAGUAGGAGUGUGUCGAGAGUGGAGUCCUUUGAGGAUCGAUCCAGACCUCCUUUCAUGCCACUCCCCUUAACUAAACCUAGGUCUAUUUCAUUCCCUAAUGCUGAUACUUCUGACUAUGAGAACAUUCCAGCUGUGAGCUCUGAUUAUGAAAAUAUACAAAUUCCUCCUCGAAGACCAACCAGAGCAGGAACUUUUACAGAAUUUUUUGAAGAUCCCAGUAGGGCAUUAUCUGCUGCUAAUGAGAAUGACGGCUAUGUGGAUAUGAGCAGCUUCACAGCCUUUGAGAACAAGCAGCAAACCACAGACCAGGAAACAGAAAGUGCCUAUACCGAGCCUUACAAGGUGUGCCCUGUCUCUGUGGUACCCGUGGAGGACGUCACAUCAGAUGAGGAACAGAAGAGUUCAGAAGAUGAGGAGAGUAGCCAGGGGGAUCCCAGCCUCGUCCAUAAAAAAGAAGGACAGUCCAGAGCUUACCUCAUCGCCCAGGAGCUGGUGUCUUCGGAGAAAGUAUAUGUGGAGAUGCUCCGGCUGUUACAUGUGGAUUUCCAUGAAGCAGUCUUGAAAGUGCUGGGGGAUGAGGAUGAAAAUGAGAGGGAGGAGGUGAAGCUCAAGCAGGGCUUGAGUGAGAUCCCUGAAAUCUACAGACUACACCAGGAGAUACUGGGAGAGCUGGAGGAAAGAGUCCUCAAUUGGGAGGAACACCAGAAAGUGGCCGAUGUUUUUCUCUCAAGAGAAUCAAGGUUCAAUCACCACACAGCAUAUAUUAUGCAGUUUGAUAGGAAUUUGGCUUUGCUAGAUGAAACCUGCCUUAAAUCUUCCCAGCUGGCCACUGUCAUCCGGGAGUUUGAGCAGAAUCCUGGCGGCAGCCCCUUGAAUGUGAAACACCAGUUUUUGAAAGUGGUGCAGCGCAUAUUCCAGUACCGCGUGCUACUCACAGAUUACUUGAAUAACCUUUGUCCUGACUCUGCAGAGUAUGAAGACACACAAGCUGCCUUACUCAUUGUCUCUGCAAUUACGGACCGAGCCAACGACAGCAUGCAGCAAGGGGAAAACUUGCAGAAGCUGGUACACAUUGAGCACAGUGUCAGGGGGCAAAGCAACCUCCUCCAGCCAGGAAGGGAGUUUCUGAAAGAGGGAACACUGAUGAAAGUGUCUGGGAAAAACAAGCAUCCUCGGCAUUUGUUCUUGAUGAAUGAUAUUCUGCUGUACACGUAUCCCCAGAAGGAUGGCAAAUACCGACUGAAGAACACCUUGGCUGUGUCCGGCAUGAGGGUCAGCCGCCCAGUGACAGAAAAAGCCCAAAACGUCCUGAAGAUUGAAUACGCUGAACACUGCCUGACCCUGUCAGCAAGUUCAUGCUCUGAAAGGGACGAGUGGUAUAGCUGCAUCAGCAGAACCAUUCCAGAUGACUACAAAGCUCAAAAUGCAUCUACCUUUCACAACAGUAUUGAGCUAAGGGAAAGGCUGGGAAUAUCCUUGGGUGAGAGGCCUCCAACCUUGGUACCUGUGUCCCAUGUCAUGAUGUGCAUGAACUGCGGCUCUGAUUUUACCCUCACUCUGAGACGCCAUCAUUGCCAUGCAUGUGGGAAGAUUGUAUGUCGAAAUUGUUCAAGAAAUAAACAUCCCCUGACGUACCUCAAAGACCGACUAGCAAAAGUCUGUGACGGCUGCUACUCAGAACUGAGAAAAAGAGAGCGGCCAGUAAGUGUGAGCUUCCCUCCAACUUCAUCCAGGUUUUCAGGCAGUGCCUUCUCCUCCGUCUUCCACAAUAUUCACUACUCAUCCUUCAAGAAACAAAAGAAGAUCCCUUCUGCUCUUAUGGAGGUGGCAGCUUCAGGAGAGGGAUCAUCUAUCAGUGGCUAUCUCAGCAGGUGUAAGAGAGGCAAAAGGCACUGGAAGAAGCUCUGGUUUGUUAUCAAAGGCAAAGUCCUCUACACCUACACGGCAAGUGAGGAUAAGGUCGCCACAGAGAGUCUGCCUUUGCUGGGUUUCACAGUUGCCCCAGAAAAGGAAGAUGGAAGCACGGAUGCAGUUUUCCAUCUUUACCACAAGCAAACCUUGUUUUAUAGCUUCCGCACGGAGGAUAACAAUUCAGCACAGAGGUGGAUUGAAGCCAUGGAAGAAGCAACCAUAUUAUAGCAGUAAUCAAUCAAGAGGACUUGGAAUAAACUCUCAGAUUUCUCUACAUUCCCAUCAGCCCAUUUCUGUUUCAAGAAGCUGAGUAGUGUAUUUCAAACACUCUGGCUAUACACACACUGGAUAUGACUGUUUCCAGAUUGCUAUCUUUCUUUUGCUUCCUUCAUUUUAAAUCCACUUUUUUUGGCAAGUUGAAAACUUUAAAAUAGAGAAUAUUCAUAGUCCUCUUUGUCUGUGCGAGUUCAACCUGCGCUAUAACUCACUCCCAUAAUCCCACAGUAAAUUAAGUUUUAACAUCAAGACAAGAAGUAGAUACAAAUUAUUUCUGAACUCACAUGGAAGUACUGGCUGACUGUAAGUAACAGGCUCAGUUUUAUUUACCCUAGAGAACUAUCAACUUUCAUUUUGUUGGUUUUGGUGUCUAUCAUGAAAUAAGAAACAAUGCAGUAAACCAUAGAUUCUCAUUUAAAGCACUUUAUUGUUUUAUUGUAUUACAGCUUCAUUUUUUUCAGUGUUUCCAAGGAAUUUUGUGGACUGAUUUACCACCAGUCCAUUAACAAGUGCCAGCAUGAAGUCAUGCACUGCAUACAUUAAAUUGCUUCCACAGACAAUGAACAAAUACAUGCAAUGCACUACGUAUGGUCUGCCAGUACUCUAAUGGCUAGGAUCCAGGGUGAUUACUUACCAAUUUAUAAUUUUUCAUAAAUCACUGUAUAAUUUAUUUAAGUUUCAUUUCUUACCACUACAGUACUUUAAAAUGCACUGCGGUAGCUCUCCAAACCCACAUGCUGAAUACCGUUUUCCCCUGUAGAUUGUAUCUGACUGAAAUCCAAAGGAUAUUUUAAUUUAUUGUAAGCCUUAAGACAGUUUUCAUUUGACACCAGUCGACUUAUUAGUGUUAAUUAUUUAAAUAUUUGAUAGAAUCUUUUUAUUUUAAAAAGCCAUGUUGUUACUGCUUUGAUAACUUAUGAUAAAUGUCAUCAAAAAUUUAAUUCCUGUUACCAGCAUAUAGUAAUAGAUAUGCUGGCUGGCUGAAAAACACUUGUCCGAACAUGGUCUGUCAAAGUGCUUUGGAAUUCCUGUGGCUAAAUGCUACUGUGCAGAUCCCCAGGUGCUGUACAUCAACAUAGCUCCACUGAAGUCAAUGGAGCUAUGCUGAUUUACACCAGCUGAGGAUUUAGCCCUAUAGGUUAAGGGUUUUUUUUUUAAAUAUAAAGAGAAAAAAGCAAUGUUAUAAAUAUUGUAAUAAAAUGAUUUAAUGUCAUACACUUCUCCUAAUACUAGACUGAGGAAUAGAAUGGCAGUUAUGGUUAAAGUAGAUCUUUGUAUAAAAUACAACAAUCAAAGAUUUACUUACAUUAAAAUAUGUUUUCAGGGGAAAAUGUUUUUUAUUACUAGCAUUUUUUAUAUUUUUCUUCUGUAAUUUGCAUCAAAACCUGAAUUUCUGGUUCAAAUGGUGACUGGUUAGAAUUGUCCAUAUUUUUUAAAAGUUUACAAAAUGUAUUCAGGUGAAACUAAAUAGUCAGUUCCGUUCACCAUUUGAAAAAAUAAUUACAAGUUUAAAAAAUCAAAUAUGGACCUAAUCUAUCAGUGCAAUGCAGUGGUGUAGUUUUGUUGAUACAUCUCAGUCUCUGAUACUCUGUUGCAUAAAGCACAGUCAUAUGCAAAGAGGAAUUAAUUAUAAAAAGAAUAAAGCUUUUGUAUUAUCUUAUAAGUGGGUAAACUCCAAUGUUAACUCUGUACAUUUUGUGUUACAACUAUGGCCUUGCUUCCAUUAGACUGUAAAUGUUUUCUUUUGUUUUAAUUUUUUUCCCUUUAAAAAUCAUUUGUUGGAUUUGCACUGACAAAAACAAAGAAUGUUAAAUACAAAAUAUAACAAAUUUAAAUCACUAACCAAGGUUUCAAACAAAACUGUGCUACAAAUAACAGUAUUAUGAACAUUUAGGUGCUGACAUUUAGGCCCAGAUCCUCAAAAGAUAUUUAGGCACCUAACUCUCCCACUGAAAUCAAUGGAAAUUAGGCCCCUAACUACCUUAAACGAUCUGGGCCUUGGUGACUUGUAUGAAGUUUUCAGUAACUGACAGGAAAUGAAUACAUGAAAAUAUUUUGUUGUAAAAAAAAUACAGUGCUAUUAAACUUCUUGUUUUAAGUAAUGUGGAAAAAUUAAAAAGCAACAUACAAUUCCA
Mauremys mutica (yellowpond turtle) is the source of this 7209-nucleotide messenger RNA. RefSeq names its product FYVE, RhoGEF and PH domain containing 5 (gene FGD5). The transcript is spliced from 21 exons. Gene Ontology annotation, cellular component: cytoplasm. Lineage: Eukaryota; Metazoa; Chordata; Testudines; Geoemydidae. The record is from RefSeq and is a predicted model, not a curated record. Bases 182 to 5026 code for a protein of 1614 amino acids. Gene Ontology annotation, molecular function: guanyl-nucleotide exchange factor activity; metal ion binding.